Aphidius gifuensis is the source of this 1286-nucleotide messenger RNA. RefSeq lists its product as uncharacterized. Gene Ontology annotation, cellular component: extracellular matrix. The coding region runs from base 109 to 1230 and encodes 373 amino acids. Lineage: Eukaryota; Metazoa; Arthropoda; Insecta; Hymenoptera; Braconidae. The record is from RefSeq and is a predicted model, not a curated record. The transcript is spliced from 6 exons.
GCUCUCAACAUCAUCGUCAACUUUUUGGCUUUAAUUUUUUUUAAUUUCCAAUAAUAUAUUAGUAAACUUUUAAUUUGAAAAAAAAUAUAAAAAUAUACCGUGUGAAUUAUGAUCAAGAUAUUUAGUUUAUUAUUGACGACGUGGAUAUUAUGCACCGAUGGUGUAUUAAUUGGUCCAAAUAGUGAUCAUGGUCAAUACUAUCAUGAUUAUGCUGCAUAUGAGGCAUUACCAAGUGAAUAUGAUCAUCAUGUAUUACCAACUGUUUCGGUACCAAUUCAUUCAGUAUCAGCAGCUCCAUAUUAUUCUCCAGUACAGCAUGCACCUGUUCAUCAUGCACCUGUUCAUCAUGCUCCUGUUCAUCAUGCUGUACCACAUAAUUUACAUCAUCCUCAUCCAGUUGUACAUCAUGAUCCACAUGGUGAAGAUCAUGAUUACUACUCACCUCCAAAAUAUACUUUCAAUUAUGGAGUCCAUGAUCCACAUACUGGUGAUGUCAAAACUCAACAUGAAGUUCGUGAUGGUGAUGUUGUUCAUGGCUCAUACAGUGUAAAUGAACCUGAUGGUAGUGUGAGAAUUGUUGAAUAUACAGCUGACGAUCACAAUGGUUUUAAUGCAGUUGUUAAAAAAGUUGGUCCAGUCGCCCACCACCCACCACCUGUUCAUGUUGGUAAAUAUGUUGCUGCUGCUGCUCCACCUGAGUACUAUGGUUACGAAUUUGACAAACACUUUGUGGCAAUUUUGACAAUGGCAUUAGCUGCCAAAGCAACUUAUCUAGUUGACGAUCAUGAAAAUUACGGAGGAUAUGGUCUCGCCCACUCUGGUUAUUUAUCACCAGUAGUCAAUCAUAUUCCUUAUGAUACAAAUUCUCACGUAUAUCCUGCUUAUGGAGCUUAUGCAGCUUAUGGAGAUUACGAUAAUACUCAUGAUCAUCACGAUUCUUUCGCACCAGCAAAAUAUGCAUUUAAUUAUGGAGUUAAUGAUCCACAUACUGGUGAUGUUAAAAGUCAACAUGAAGAACGCGAUGGUGAUGUUGUCAAGGGAUCAUACAGUUUAAAUGAACCUGAUGGUACAAUUAGAAUUGUUGAUUAUACAGCUGAUCCACAUAAUGGAUUUAAUGCUGUUGUUAGAAAAAUUGGACAUCCAGUUCAUCCAGAACCAGCACCAAUUGUUAAAGUUGUUGAACCAGUAGUAUAUGCUGAUCCUCAUCAUCAUCAUUCAUAUGACUACUAAUUCAAUCUAUUUAUUUUCAUGAAUAAUUUAAAACGACUUUUCAAUUUUAAAAAUUA